Chinchilla lanigera (long-tailed chinchilla) is the source of this 1466-nucleotide messenger RNA. RefSeq names its product transmembrane p24 trafficking protein 9 (gene Tmed9). Gene Ontology annotation, cellular component: endoplasmic reticulum-Golgi intermediate compartment; Golgi apparatus; COPII-coated ER to Golgi transport vesicle. Gene Ontology annotation, biological process: COPI coating of Golgi vesicle; Golgi organization; endoplasmic reticulum to Golgi vesicle-mediated transport. NCBI's taxonomy places the organism in Eukaryota, Metazoa, Chordata, Mammalia, Rodentia, Chinchillidae. Bases 32 to 736 code for a protein of 234 amino acids. The record is from RefSeq and is a predicted model, not a curated record. The transcript is spliced from 5 exons.
CCGCUGCGCCUGCGCGGGCAGGUGGGGCAAGAUGGCUGCGGAGCAGGGCGUGUGGUCUGUUACCCGACCCGGAAUAGGGAUGGGUAAAACGAUGCGGGCCCUUGUGCUGCUGUUGUGGUUUGCAGCCCGCGGGAGCGCGCUCUACUUCCACAUUGGGGAAACAGAGAAAAAGUGUUUUAUUGAAGAGAUUCCGGACGAGACCAUGGUCAUAGGAAAUUACAGGACGCAGCUGUAUGACAAGCAGCGCGAGGAGUAUCAGCCUGCCACCCCCGGGCUUGGCAUGUUCGUGGAGGUGAAGGAUCCAGAGGACAAGGUCAUCUUGGCCCGGCAGUAUGGCUCUGAGGGUAGGUUCACUUUCACUUCUCAUACCCCUGGUGAGCACCAGAUCUGUCUUCACUCCAAUUCCACCAAGUUCUCCCUCUUUGCUGGAGGCAUGCUGAGAGUUCACCUUGACAUCCAGGUGGGUGAACAUGCUAAUGACUAUGCAGAAAUUGCUGCCAAAGACAAGCUGAGUGAGUUGCAGCUACGAGUGCGACAGCUAGUGGAACAAGUGGACCAGAUCCAGAAAGAGCAAAACUACCAGAGGUGGCGAGAGGAGCGUUUCCGGCAGACCAGUGAGAGUACUAACCAGCGGGUGUUAUGGUGGUCUAUUCUGCAGACCCUCAUCCUCGUGGCCAUCGGCGUCUGGCAGAUGCGACAUCUCAAGAGCUUUUUUGAAGCCAAGAAGCUGGUGUAGCCUUCCUAGGCCACACAUGCCAUCUUGCUUCCCAGGCUGAGGGACAAAGAACAUCCUGGAACUGAUUCUUCUCUGGCAGGAGGACUGAUUCUCAGUUCACCAGUAGAUGUUCUUGUGGGAAGGGGGACUGUAAGCAUCCCCAGGCACAAGCUGAGAGCAGCAGCUUGGCUGGCUGAUCCUGAGCCGGUGAUGGGACAAAGUGCUUGUCCCUUCCCCCUGGCCUCUGGACCUUUUGCAGUAAUCAUCCAGGGGUUAGUGAAGCUCCUGAGAGCCCCAUUAGCACCUGAAGAUAACAGUGUUACUGAUCAGGGAUUUGUGAGGCUGCUAUCCAGGAUGGAUGGGGGUGGGGGUAGUGGGUGGGCAAGCCAAUCUUCGGUCUUUUUUUGCUAACUUGGGAUUUUGAGCAGGUUGGGGUGUGCUUGUGACUCCUUGAUACCCCAGCAAACUGGCUGUUCUCUCCUUUGGCCUAAACCCCAUGUCUCAUUUAGGGUGUGUAUGUCCAUGAAGGGCAGUGUGGAUGGGGUUUGCAGUGUGGGCAAGUGGCCCAGAGGUUGGGCUUGGCUUUUUCACAUCGUUGUCCUUUCUGGGGCUUGAGGAGCUGCUAUCAGGGUGGCAGAGGCCUUGGUGCUGGUUGGGGAUGGGACCUACAGAGUUUUGGUUACUGAUUUCAUUUUCAGUGAGUCUAGGUUUGUUAUAUUGGUUUCCCAAUUAAAAAGACUAUUGACUUCUU